UUACUUUGACCCACUCCGCGUCCCUGCGCUGCUCUGAGGCCCGAGACUCUCUCGCGAAGGCCCCCCAGGCCAGCCCCGUCCGCUGCCGGGAGCCAGGCCGUAAGGGGCAGCGGGAUGUUCUUGACGCCGCCCUGCACACGAGCUCCGGGGCCUUCGGGAGGGUCCCGAGCUACUCUGGUCGGGCUUGGCCCUGCGCUGGGGGUUACGGCGUUGGAUGGAGAACCGCACCACCCGGGGCGGGGCCGCCCGAGUCCUGCCCUCGGUCGCCUCCGAAACGCGGACCGGAUAUCUGGCCCGUAGGAGUCGCGGCCACACUAGUAGUUCCGUUCUGAGGACGGAAGUGCCCGUCCGGGUCUGGGCGGCUGAGCAGCCAGCAACAUGGUGGCCCCCGUGCUGGAGACUUCUCACGUGUUUUGCUGCCCAAACCGGGUGCGGGGAGUCUUGAGCUGGAGCUCCGGGCCCGGAGGACUUCUGGCCUUCGGUACUUCCUGCUCUGUGGUGCUUUAUGACCCUCUGAAAAGGGUUGUUGUUACCAACCUGAAUGGUCACACUGCCCGAGUCAAUUGCAUACAGUGGAUUUGUAAACAGGAUGGCUCUCCUUCUACUGAAUUAGUUUCUGGAGGAUCUGAUAAUCAAGUGAUUCACUGGGAGAUAGAGAAUAAUCAGCUUUUAAAAGCAGUCCAUCUCCAAGGCCAUGAAGGACCUAUUUAUGCGGUACAUGCUGUUUACCAGAGGAGGACAUCAGAUGCUGCAUUACACACACUGAUAGUUUCUGCAGCUUCAGAUUCUACUGUUAGACUCUGGUCUAAAAAGGAUUCAGAAGUAACAUGCCUUCAGACCUUAAACUUUGGAAAUGGAUUCGCUCUGGCUCUCUGCUUAUCUUUUUUGCCUAAUAUUGAUGUACCAAUAUUAGCAUGUGGUGAUGAUGACUGCAGAAUCCACUUAUUUGCUCAACAAAAUGAUCAGUUUGAGAAAGUGCUUCUUCUCUGUGGACAUGAGGAUUGGAUAAGAGGCGUGGAAUGGGCAGCCUUUGGUGGAGAUCUUUUCCUAGCAAGCUGUUCACAAGAUUGCCUGAUAAGAAUAUGGAAGCUGUAUGUAAAAUCGACAUCUGUAGACACUCAGGAUGAUGAUAAUAUAAGACUGAAAGAAAAUACUUUUACCAUAGAAAAUGAAAGUAUUAAAAUAACAUUUGCUGUUACACUGGAGACUGUGCUAGCUGGUCAUGAAAACUGGGUAAAUGCUGUUCAUUGGCAACCUUCAUUUUACAAAGAUGGUAUUCUACAGCAGCCAAUGAGAUUGUUGUCUGCUUCAAUGGAUAAAACCAUGAUUCUCUGGGCUCCAGAUGAAGAGUCAGGAGUUUGGCUAGAACAGGUUCGAGUAGGUGAAGUAGGUGGGAAUACUCUGGGAUUUUACGAUUGCCAGUUCAGUGAAGAUGGCUCCAUGAUCAUUGCUCAUGCUUUCCAUGGAGCAUUGCACCUUUGGAAACAGAGUGCAGUUAACCCGAGAGAGUGGACUCCAGAAAUUGUCAUUUCAGGACACUUUGAUGGUGUCCAAGACCUAAUGUGGGAUCCAGAAGGAGAAUUUAUCAUCACUGUUGGUACCGAUCAGACAACUCGACUUUUUGCUCCAUGGAAGAGAAAAGACCAAUCACAGGUGACUUGGCAUGAAAUUGCAAGGCCUCAGAUACAUGGAUAUGACCUGAAAUGUUUGGCAAUGAUUAAUCGUUUUCAGUUUGUGUCUGGAGCAGAUGAAAAAGUUCUUCGAGUUUUUUCUGCACCUCGAAAUUUUGUGGAAAAUUUUUGUGCCAUUACAGGACAAUCACUGAAUCAUGUGCUUUGUAAUCAAGACAGUGAUCUUCCAGAAGGAGCUACUGUCCCUGCAUUGGGACUAUCAAAUAAAGCUAUCUUUCAUGGAGAUAUAGCUUCUCAGCCUUCUGAUAAAGAGGAGCUGUUAACUAGUACUGGUUUCGAGUAUCACCCAGUGGCUUUUCAACCCUCCAUACUUACUGAACCUCCCACUGAGGAUCAUCUUCUGCAGAAUACUUUGUGGCCUGAAGUUCAAAAACUAUAUGGACACGGUUAUGAAAUAUUUUGUGUUGCUUGUAACAAUUCAAAGACACUGCUUGCCUCAGCUUGUAAGGCAGCUAAGAAAGAGCAUGCAGCUAUCAUUCUCUGGAACACUACAUCUUGGAAACAGGUGCAGAAUUUGGUUUUCCACAGUUUGACUGUCACGCAGAUGGCCUUCUCACCUAACGACAAGUUCUUACUAGCUGUUUCCAGAGAUCGAACCUGGUCAUUGUGGAAAAGGCAGGAUACAGUCUCACCUGAGUUUGGUAAAAUAGCUUCUGAUUGGAAAGACCCAGUUUUCAGUCUGUUUGCUUUUACCAACAAAAUUACAUCUGUGCACAGUAGAAUUAUUUGGUCUUGUGAUUGGAGUCCUGAUAGCAAGUAUUUCUUCACUGGGAGUCGGGACAAAAAGGUGGUUGUCUGGGGUGAAUGCGACUCCGGCGAGGACUGCAUUGAGCAUAACAUUGGCCCCUGCUCCUCAGUCCUGGACGUGGGGGGCGCCGUGACGGCUGUCAGCGUCUGCCCGGCACUCAGCUCUUCCCAACGAUAUGUGGUUGCAGUAGGAUUGGAGUGUGGAAAGAUUUGCUUAUAUACGUGGAAAAAGACUGAUCAAGUUCCAGAAAUAAAUGACUGGACCCACUGUUUAGAAACAAGUCAAAGCCAAAGUCAUACACUUGCUAUUAAAAAACUAUGCUGGAAGAAUUGCAGUGGAAACACUGAACAGAAUGAAGCAGAAGGUGCUGAGUGGUUACACUUUGCAAGUUGUGGUGAAGAUCACACUGUGAAGAUACACAGAGUUAACAGACGUGCGCUGUAGUGGACUUAGUAACUACAUGCUUGCAGUCAUUGGUGUCUUGAAAGAUAUUUAUCAUGUAAAUAAAUCACCUUUCUUUACCUUUGUAAUUAAAUUGAGUUUCAUUUUA
This is a messenger RNA of Lemur catta (Ring-tailed lemur), 2989 nucleotides long. It is a transcript of the gene ELP2, whose product is annotated as elongator acetyltransferase complex subunit 2. Lineage: Eukaryota; Metazoa; Chordata; Mammalia; Primates; Lemuridae. Bases 379 to 2883 code for a protein of 834 amino acids. Gene Ontology annotation, molecular function: protein binding. Gene Ontology annotation, biological process: tRNA wobble uridine modification. The record is from RefSeq and is a predicted model, not a curated record. Gene Ontology annotation, cellular component: elongator holoenzyme complex. The transcript is spliced from 22 exons.